This is a messenger RNA of Sander lucioperca (pikeperch), 1276 nucleotides long. RefSeq lists its product as uncharacterized. NCBI's taxonomy places the organism in Eukaryota, Metazoa, Chordata, Actinopteri, Perciformes, Percidae. The transcript is spliced from 5 exons. The record is from RefSeq and is a predicted model, not a curated record. Bases 179 to 766 code for a protein of 195 amino acids. Gene Ontology annotation, cellular component: membrane.
UACUUUCUGUGACAUCUGAUGCAUGAAGCUGCACUUGAAGUGUGAUAGCAAACAAUCCUCACAUUUUUCCAAGUGACAGAGGAAAAGCUUUCGUUGAGAGUCUGAAUAUUUAGACUGGAGGAGCGGUCGGGAUUUUCGACAUUUUUACCUUUUUGAAAGACCUCCACCUGCCGCCACCAUGUGUACAGGAGCCUGCUCUAAGUUUAUCGCCAUCCCGCUCUACAUCCUGGCACUAGUGUCCAUGAUCUGCAACAUCAUUCUCUUCUUCCCUGACUUUGACACAAAGUAUGCAGCCGCAGAGGGCCAAAUCACCGAGGAGGUCAAAUACAUGGGGGGCUUUAUAGGAGGAGGAAUCAUGGUCCUCAUUCCUGCCAUCCACAUUCACCUGACCAGUGCUAAGAACUGCUGUGCCAACCGCUGUGGGAUGUUCCUGUCCAUUGGUUUCGCAGCAGCUGGUGUGCUGGGGGCCGUGUACAGUCUGAGUGCUGCUGCCCUGGGCCUCUCUAACGGGCCAACGUGCUUCUGGAGCAACAUACUGAGCCCCAUUCCAAAAUGGGGGACGCCCUUUGCUAACAGCUCCGGGAGCUACCUUUCUGACAAAGACCAAUGGUCUUGGUGUAGAGUUCCGGAGAACGUGGUUGAAUUCAACGUGGGCCUGUUCUCCACUCUGCUGGUGGCAGCGUGCUUGGAGCUCGUCUUGUGUGCCAUCCAGAUGGUCAACGGACUCUUUGGAUGUAUCUGUGGCACCUGUGGCAAAGAGCAAUAAGGUGAACGAGAGCACACCAUGACUUCUUGAUGAAGAAAUGACAGGCACCAUCAACUCUGUCAUCAUCGCCAUCAUCAUCACCACUUUCCUGAUCUGCUGCGCCGAGGGGUGAUGAGAUAGAGGCGGAGAGUCGGAAGGAUUCAAGAGGAAUGACUGGGACUAUAUCCAUAAUCGAUUGCAUUGUUUUCAUAUUACACUGAUGGAAGGCUGUAGAUGGGGAAAACGGAUGUAUGCUGUAUUUGUAUCUGUAAGUUUGUACGUUUAAAAUAUUUUGUAAUAAAGCUCCGAACAUAGGCUUACAGAGAACAUUGAAACGAUGUUGAAAUGAUUUAACAGAGGCUAAAACCUGGACUGUCUGAGAGGCAGAAAUACACACCCACAUCAAAAGAGUGUCAUAACAAGUUGUCAUUUAUUUUCUAUUGUCAAAGUUCUCAGAACAAACUAGCUUUCUCUAUGUUGAGGCCCGAAUUUCUCCUAGAGCAACGUGUAAAGAGAUAAUGUGGCCCUACA